AUCUCUAAAAAAGGAUGGAUUCUACCAGGUCAACAUUCUCAAUUCUUUAAUAUCACACCUGUAAACUAUACGCUUCAAUUACAAGCUAUGACAGCUGAAAAACUUGAAUUCAAUUUACCUGCUGUAUUCACCAUUGGACCAAAGGAUGACACACCAUCUUUAGAAAAAUAUGCUAAAUUAUUAUCAUCAAAAGAUAAAAAUUCAGAACAUGUUAAGGACUUGGUUAGAGGUAUUCUUGAAGGUGAAACUAGAGCUAUUGCUGCAGGUAUGACUAUGGAAGAAAUUUUUCAGGAGAGAAAAGGUUUUAAAGAUAAACUCAUUAAGAAUGUUCAGGCUGAGUUGGAACAGAAAACUCAUGAAGGUGCCAUUAAUCAAGCCAAAGUAGAAGUUGCCGAAGCAAAGUACAAAGGUGACGUCGGUUCUAAGCUUCGAGAAGGUUUAACUCGACAAGAAACGUCAAAAAUUGAAGCUGAUGCUGUCUUGGUAGAAAAUGAACGAAAAGUAUCCAUUGCUCAAGCCGAAAUGAAUUUAUCUACCAAAAAAUCAGAAUACUCACAGCAAGCUAAGAUCACUGCUAUCGAAGCUGAUCAAGCUGCUAAGAUGCGACAAGCUGAACUUGAAAAAGAAGUUGAAGAACGUCGACUUUUAUCAGAAACAGAACGUCUUAGAGUUCAAAAUGUUACAAAAGCCACUGCUGAAUAUGAAGCGGCAAAAGCUGUCGCCAAUGCUAAAUUAUAUUCCGUACAAAAAGCUGAGGCUAUACUAUAUAGGAAACAAAAAGAAGCAGAGGGAUUAUUAGCUGUCUAUAAUGCUCAGGCUGAAGGUAUAAAGAAUUUAAUGCAAGCGUUUGGUGGUGACAGACAAGCUGCAAUCCAAUAUCUAAUGAUUGAAAAAGGUAUAUAUCAACAAUUGGCCAAAGAAAAUGCACAAGCUAUUCAAGGACUCAACCCGAAAAUUACUGUUUGGAACACUGGAGAUGGAGCUACAAAUACCGGAAAUAAGUUUACCACCAUUGUUGUCCACUAUUCAAGAUCAAACUGGAAUUACACCCCUAAUUGGAUAGCUCAGAUGACUUCUUGCUAG
Dentiscutata erythropus is the source of this 1083-nucleotide messenger RNA. Lineage: Eukaryota; Fungi; Glomeromycota; Glomeromycetes; Diversisporales; Gigasporaceae. The record is from the annotation of a GenBank genome assembly.